Messenger RNA from Chelonoidis abingdonii (Abingdon island giant tortoise), 2829 nucleotides. RefSeq names its product mitotic spindle organizing protein 1 (gene MZT1). Gene Ontology annotation, biological process: gamma-tubulin complex localization; microtubule nucleation by interphase microtubule organizing center; mitotic spindle assembly. NCBI's taxonomy places the organism in Eukaryota, Metazoa, Chordata, Testudines, Testudinidae. The record is from RefSeq and is a predicted model, not a curated record. Gene Ontology annotation, cellular component: centrosome; spindle; interphase microtubule organizing center.
ACCCAGGGCGCGGGUGUCUGUUUCCGGGUUAGAGGUCACGCGCUGAGUUCCUCGGUCGCCAUGGCGAGCGGCGCAGCCAAUUUAAACGCGGUGAGAGAGACGAUGGACGUUCUGCUUGAGAUUUCAAGAAUAUUAAACACUGGUUUGGAUAUGGAAACUUUGUCUAUUUGUGUGCGGUUGUGUGAGCAAGGUAUAAAUCCAGAGGCCUUAUCCUCAGUAAUUAAAGAGCUACGCAAGGCUACAGAAGCGCUAAAGGCUGCUGAAAAUAUGACAAGUUGACUUCAUGGGAGAAGAUAUCUCGAUGAGAUAAAUGUCGAGCUAGCAAAGGGUUUGAAGACUGGCUGCUAUUCAGAAAUAUAGAAUGAAGUUAUUGUAUGUUCAAGUUUCCAAACAUUUAUGUAAUCUUCUUUAAAAGAAAAGGAUGAGAUGUAAAAGUGUAAAGCUUUAUAGAAAAGUGAAAAAAGGCAUAUUGAUGGAAUUAUCUAAUAAUUAUUCAUUGCUUACUUUUUUCCUUUUUUUUUAAUAGACUGUAGUACUUUGGAAAUAGCAUGAUGAUUAUAUGUAUUCCUUAUAAACCUGAGCUUCGUUUUAUGACCAGUCUGUCAAAUAUUGCACGUUCACUGAAUCUACCUAAAAGUUUAGUGAAACUUAAUCCCUCUGAUAUUGUAGAUAUUGUUGAGAGUUUUAUUAUAAACUCUUAAUUUUGGACAGUUUAUGCAUAAUAGAUUGAUUAGUUUAUUUUCUUCUGGUAUGAAACUUGGCAUUCAACUUCAGAUGCAAUCUUUUAUGAACAAGCCAUCAUUUAAAUCCGUUCUAGGUUUUGUUUUUAAUCAGAGAGCAGGCAAAAAUAGUGAGAGUUUGCUUGCUUCUUAAAAAACCUUAGUUUUGAAAUCUUAAACUUGUUAUCAUUUUGAUAGUUUGUUUUUUUCAGAACUAAAUAAUGCUUAUUAAAAAAAAUUUUUUUCUAACAAGCUAACCUAAGUCUGCAAGCAGUUACCGUACAUCUUUUAUGCAUUAUAUGCAAUAUCCUAUUGACUUCAGUAGUGCUUUAAUUAGGUUUAUAUCCUGUCCAUUACAGAUCACAAAAAUUCUAAUGGAAUAUUUGCUAUCUUUGUCCUAGUCAAAGUAUAGACCAGAGAUGUCAAACUGAUUUGGAAAGAGCCAAAUUCCAUUUUUAAUUAUUGUAGUGAGUUUGGGUAUAAGCGUAUUUACUCCCCUCAAUUGACAGUGGAAUAUCCACUGAUGUCUAAAAUGUUUGCGUAGAAAUCAGUGGUAGAACAUUCAGUAACUACAUUUUUUGUUUUCAUUUUAGUGUUCAUUAUCACUCAAAGGGAAAAUAUACUCACAGUUAGGAGAAUUGCUAUUUCUCUCCUUUUGUUUCUGUCUCUAUCCUCCUUUCUUAUUUCCUUCCUUCCUUCCUGUUUCUCUCUGUCUCCGCUUCAAUAAUUCCUGCCCCUUCCCCAUUUUAUCUAUUGAAAUAAUUAGUGCUGAUGAAUAGUUGUCAUUACUGAGUUUAAAGUAGUGAUGGGCCUCAUGUGGGUCGCAGGUUGCCCACCACUGGUUUAAAGUCACUCCAACACAGAUUAAUAGGAAGCAGAGAUCACACUUCUGAUUUAUUGUUUCAGGUGGUCUACAGACUCAAGAAGAUAACACUAUAUUGACUUACAUUUGGAAAACUAUCUUUGCAGCCUGGAGACAGAAAAACCUUUUGAUUUUUUUAAAAUGGAAUCUUAGAUUGUGUUGUAAUCUGAGUAGGACAUGAGGACCACAGAAAUUCAUCAAGCAGGCCUAAUGGUUGACACCCCUAUUAUAGACAAUAUGUAAAAUAUGAAUUCAUUUUAAUAGUGAUUUGCAGCGUUUUAUGUUUAUUUUGUUACCUGGUAACGUGAUCUUUUUGGUUUGCUGUUUUACAUAUAUGAAAUAAAAUACUUUAGUAUCAAACCUGGGAAAUUUAACUCUAAUGAUGUAUGCUAAUUAUCAUGGUACAUUAGUGGCACCAUAGUGAAAGUUGACACAAAGUUCAUUUUAAUUAAUUAGUGCUUUUUUGACUUGAAUAUUUGUGGGGGAGAAUAAUGAAAAUUUUAAAUGUGAACAUGUUUGAAUUGUUUAAAGUAUUUUCAGUUCCCAAGGUAAAACUGUACUUUCAAAACACAGUUGUUCAUAUUUUUACAGUGUCUUGGGUUUUUUGUAAUGUUUUUGGCGAUGAGUGGCAAGAAGAAAGUUUAAAAAUAAAAUACAAUGCAGAGUUGAAUAUGGGGGGGGGAAGGGGCACAGAAAAUUAACAGUUAACUAGUUUGCGUUAUUGAGUGGUGUCAGAUCAGUUUGCCAACCGUAUAGCAAAAAUGACAAAAGAUUGAAGAGCAUGCUGAUAAUGUUGAUUUGCCCAUCUCUUCAUGUUUUCCUGUCUAGUUUCCUAACCAUAGAUCCUGGGGAGGGGCCAUCUUCCCUGAGGACACACCGAUUUUUGUUCCAUUUACAAAGAGUGGGAUAUAGUGGCACUACCUAGGGGCAGCCUCACUUCCUCUAGCAAAAGCUCUAGGGAGGUGCCAGCUAUUGCUGAGAUCCAUCUGUGGCUUCAUUCCUUUUGGAUACUUGCAUCAAAGGCCACAUUUAGGGCUGUCUGGGUAUGCUCUUGGUGACUAUAGUUGAGUAAAGCAGAUUUGUAGGGCAGUGGACCAUGUGUUUUUCGGUCCGUGGUUGUGAACAGAACUUUACUCCUAUAUUUUCUGCUUUUUGUGAGUUUGGCAUUAUUGUCCCUGAGAGACCCUAAGCAGUUUUCAAAAUGUUUGUUUGAAGAUACUAUUAUACAAUAAAUGUUCAAAAUUUCAA